Heterobasidion irregulare TC 32-1 is the source of this 1188-nucleotide messenger RNA. RefSeq lists its product as uncharacterized. NCBI's taxonomy places the organism in Eukaryota, Fungi, Basidiomycota, Agaricomycetes, Russulales, Bondarzewiaceae. The transcript has a single exon. The record is from RefSeq and is a predicted model, not a curated record. Bases 1 to 1188 code for a protein of 395 amino acids.
AUGAACGACCGUAUCAUCACCCCCAUACGCCUGAACGUGAAAGUAUCAAACAGGAGUCAAAACGCUGGAGCAAAGGCAACCAUCGACUCGGCAUGCGAAGGGGUUAUAGUAAACGAAACUUGGGUCAAAAGACAUCGUUUCCCCACCUACACACUCAACAACCCCAUUCGCGUCCGGAAUGUCGAUGACACCAUCAAUAAAGCAGGUCUCAUCCGAUCCGCCUUGGAUGUGAACCUCACCAUUCGGGACAUCAGUGGACGAACGCAUACUGAGCGCGUCCAGAUGUUUAUCUCCAAUCUAGGGAAAGACGACCUUAUCCUAGGAACAGAUUGGCUGAAAUACCACGAUCCCUCCAUUGAGUGGAGGCGACGUGAAGUGCACUUCGAUCGGUGCCCCCAGAAAUGCCAGCAACCACAUGGGUUCACUAGGGCAAGGGAAGAACCGCCAUACAGCAGGCGGUUAUCAAACGUGGAGCCACGGCACAAACCACGUAUCAAUGAGCGCGAAAAACAGCGCCUAGAACAUCUCCGAAGACUAUCGGAAGAUGUAGGACUCCGCGACCAUAGCGGAACGUUUGGUGUCCGACUACGAGCAUACCUCAAAAGGAAAUGGCUCCUAAAGGACAUAAGGAAAUACGCAGAAGAGAAACGAAAGGCUCAAGACAAGCCAUCUCUUUCACCAAAUGAGGGAGAACCUGAUCUCCCAGAUAAACCCUCAGGAAAACAGGCCACCCGGGACCCAGUUAUUCGGAAACUGGCCCCCGAACCGUCAGGAUUUGCCAGCUUCGACCAAGACCUGGAAGACGAAAUUAUCGUCACCAAUCUAAAGGAAAGAGUUCCCAAGGCGCAUCACGAAUUUUUGGACAUCUUUAGCGAACGAAAGUCGCAGCGACUCCCAGAACACACUUACUGGGACCAUGCCAUCGACUUGAAACCAACCUUCAAACCUCAAGUGCCCAAAAUCUACGCCCUGAGCCCAGAAAAACACGACAAAUUAGGAAAAUUCAUCAAGGAACAUCCGAUCCACCUCGCAAACAGCAGCCCCAUUUUUCUUUAUAGGGAAAAAGGAUGGAAAACUACGCCCGGUACAGGACUAUCGCCACUUAAAUUCGCACACCAUCCCGAAUGUGUGCCCCCUUCCACUAAUCCAGGAACUACUGGAUGUGAUAAAAGGGGCCAUCAUUUUUAG